Messenger RNA from Triticum aestivum (bread wheat), 2247 nucleotides. RefSeq names its product receptor-like protein 2. The record is from RefSeq and is a predicted model, not a curated record. Lineage: Eukaryota; Viridiplantae; Streptophyta; Magnoliopsida; Poales; Poaceae. The transcript has 4 exons. Gene Ontology annotation, molecular function: protein binding. The coding region runs from base 1 to 2247 and encodes 748 amino acids.
AUGCAGACACUCCAUUUUUCCAUCAAGACAUACAGCAAGAUAUUGCACCAUGGGUUUGCUCUUGUGCUGUUGAUCUGCUUGGCCUCUCCUGCCAGUUCCUGCACGGAGCAGGAGAAGGGCUCCCUUCUCCAGUUCCUCGCCGGGCUCUCACAGCACGGUGACCUCGCUGCGUCCUGGCAGCAUGGCACGGAUUGCUGCCAGUGGGAAGGGAUCACCUGCAGUACGGAUGAGAUUGUUACGGAUGUCUUGCUGGCUUCUAGGGGUCUUCAGGGGCACAUCACUUCUUCCCUUGGGAACCUCCCUGGAUUGCUACGCCUCAACCUGUCAAACAACCUGCUAUCUGGUGGUCUACCGCAAGAACUGGUAUCCUCCAGCAGCAUCCUCAACCUUGACAUCAGCUUUAACCGCCUCGAAGGAGACCUGCACGAGCUGUCAUCUAUGCCUGCCCGACCACUGAAGGUGCUGAACAUCUCGAGCAAUUUGUUUACAGGACAAUUUCCACCCUCCACAUGGGAGGCCAUGACAGACCUGGUUGGCCACAACAACCUCAUCGGGACUCUCCCAGAUGAACUCUUCGAUGCUACCUCGUUAGAGUUCCUCUCUUUCCCCAGGAGUGGUUUACAAGGAACACUUGAAGACAUGAAUAUUGCCAAACUCACCAAUUUGGCUACCCUUGAUCUAGGAGAGAACAACUUCAAUGGCAAGAUUCCGGAGUCUAUAGGUCAUCUCAAGAGAUUGGAGGGGCUCCAUUUGAACAAUAAUAACAUGUAUGGGCAGCUGCCAUCAGCUUUGGCCAACUGCACAAAUCUCAUAAUCAUCGACCUCAGCUACAACAAUUUCAACGGGCAACUCACCAAGGUCAAUUUUUCCAACCUACGCAAUCUCAUGUCUUUAGAUCUUAUACAGAACAACUUCAAUGGCACAAUUCCAGAAAGUAUCUACACUUGCAUAAAUCUAGUUGCACUGCGACUAGCUUACAAUAAUUUCCACGGCCAGCUAGCCAAAGGGCUCGGCAAUCUGAAGUCCCUGUCGUUCCUAUCACUUUACUAUAACAAUCUUACAAACAGAACACAUGCACUUCAGAUUCUUGGGAGCUCCAAAAACCUCACCACCCUUCUUAUUGGGCGCAACUUCCAACAUGAGACCAUGCCAGUCGAUGACAUCAUUGGCAGUUUUGAAAAUCUUAGGUUUCUUGCUAUAGGUAAUUGCCCAUUAUCUGGAAAAAUACCUUUCUGGAUAUCAAAGCUAGCAAAUUUAGAGAUACUAAUAUUGUCUAACAAUCAACUCACCGGAACAAUACCAGCCUGGAUAAAAACUCUAAGCCAUGUUUUCUAUCUUGACAUAUCAAACAACAGCCUCAUAGGGGAAAUUCCAACAGCAUUGAUGGAUAUGCCAAUGCUAAAGUCAGUAAACUCAAGGGUAUUCAUACUGCCUGUUUAUCCAGCUCAAACACACCAAUAUCGCCAAGCCUUCGCUUUCCCAAUAUUGUUGGAUCUAAGCAACAAUAAGUUCACUGGUGAGAUUCCCUUGGAGAUUGGUCAGUUAAAAUCCCUCCAUUCACUUAAUUUGAGCUUCAAUGACUUAACAGGACAGAUUCCGGGACCAAUAUUCAAUCUCACAGACCUGCAGGUUCUAGACUUGUCGAACAACAAUCUCACGGGUGCAAUCCCAGCUACAUUGAACAGCCUGCACUUCCUUGCAGUGUUUAAUGUUUCUAACAAUGAUCUAGAAGGUCCUAUUCCAUUUGGAGGACAGUUUAACACAUUUGGGUCUUCAAGCUUUGAUGGGAAUGCAAAACUCUGCGGGUCUAUGCUCAUUCACGAAUGCGGUUCAGAAGAAGCACCUCCAGCCACUGUUAUAUCAACAAAACAAACUGAUUACAAGGUAGCAUUUGUGAUUGCCUUCAGUGCGUUCUUUGGUGUAGGGGUGUUGUAUGAUCAGAUAGUCCUGUCGAUGCCGACGUGCUGUGGCAGGCAUGAACUGGUGGUGUGCAAAGGGAGUACUGCAGGCACAAUGUCUUUGGUACACCAUCGAGAUGCUAAUGAUCACGACAAUCAGUAUGCACUGCUGCGGGCCGUGUCAUCGAAGAUGGUGCGAACACUCGUGGGGAAGUACACCGCCAAGGCAGCGUGGGACAUUGUGAAAGAGGUGCGAAAUCUUGGGCAGGGCAAUGGAGGCACCACCGCGAGUUCAAGGAGCAUCCGUUCCGAGAUGGAGCGUCCAUCGAGGACUUUGUGCCACACUUGA